Molecule: messenger RNA, 2609 nt
Organism: Eriocheir sinensis (Chinese mitten crab)
Lineage: Eukaryota; Metazoa; Arthropoda; Malacostraca; Decapoda; Varunidae
Exons: 5
Coding region: 561-2396 (611 amino acids)
Molecular function (GO): protein binding
Source: RefSeq, a predicted model, not a curated record
GAGGGGGAGGGGGGAAGAGGAGGAAGAUGAGGCAGUGAGAUGUGGUAAGAGAGAGGGAGAAAGACGGAGAGAGGGAGGAGGGGAGAGAGGAGGGUGGGGAGAGGAGGGCAGAGGGGGGCAGGUUGGGUAGAGCUUCAGGUUGAAUUCUGUGAUGAGAGUUGGCUGGGCCUCCUCGCUCGCUACACCUCGCUCUCCUCCCAGUACUCCAGCGCUCCCUCAGCCCUUCAGCACCCCUUCAGCACGCCCUCCUCCAAGCCUCAGCACCCCAACCACCAGGACCACGUGCCGGGGACCCCACGAAGAAGGGAAAUUUAAAGUCAUCCCGUCGUCAGUUCCCGACGGGCUGGCGAAGGUGUUUGAGUGAUAAGUGAUUCAAGGUGUGAUGAGGUGACGCACGGGUGGAAGGAAGGAAGGAAAGGAGGAGGGGUUAGGCUCUCCGUCAGGUGGUUCAUUAGUGUUACCUGCCCUUCCCUCACACCUUUACCUGAGACUGAGGGCCUCCAAGAACAAGCAAAGGAGGCCGCAGAAACAGACGAAAGAGAAGGUCCAGUCAAGCGGUGAUGGCUCGGAGGGGCGACGUGUGCUGUAUGAUAAUCCGGUGCUGCGUCUUGCUCUGCUGCUGCCCCCUCCGCCACGGCCUCGGCACCCCCACACACACCUCCUCGACCUGCCUUCACCACCCGUCCCCCGCUGACAUCCUACAGGAGACGGUGCAGGAGGAGGAUCAUGAGUACGACGUGAAGCUCCUGCCGGCGGAUCGUCAGGUGUCGGCGUUCCUGCAGUAUGACCAGACCCAAAGGUUGGUGUUCCCCCUGGCGGAGUGUGGCCCCAUCACCAUCACUGUUACUCCCUGCGACUUCCCUCUGUCGUGGACGUUGACGCUGCGCCCCCACCGCUGCCGCGAGGAGAGGACGCCGCCGCCGCCGCGGGGCAAAAAGAUAAGAGCCAUCGUUAGCUCAGUGGGUGGGCGCGGCGCCUUCCACCACCGCCACCGCCACAACACAAUAACAAAUGUCUCUUAUAACUCCACUAAGCUGCUGCGACGCGACGGGCGGAACGAAUUUUCCUCUUUCAGAAUCUGGCAGCAGGCGGCAAGCAGACCCAAUGACACCACAGUCCCUGCGGGAAGGCUAGGCGUGGGGGCUGCAGCGCGGGAGGAGGCGGUGGAGGAGGGGCAGACGCAGGCGGCGGUGGUGGAGGAGCAGUACGAGGGGCACGAGCCGAGGCAGUUCAUGCGGCGGGAGGCGCCCGCCGGCCUAUACGUGCUGCAGCUGCACGCCGGGCGGGGCGCCACACACGUCCACAUCCUCGUCACCUGCCUCUGGACGCCGCCGUCCACCACCGCGCUCGUCACCGCCACGCCCGCCGCUCACGGACGGGCCAUCACCCUCCACUGGCCCGGCGGCAGGAGCAGCGGCAGCGGAGGCUACUGCUUGGCGGUGAGCGAAGGCCGCCCCUUCCCGUCCCUCUGCGCUGCCCGCGCCGCCCUCUCCCACGCCCGCCACGCCGAGAAGUGGCCGCGGGCCAUCCUGGGCUGCACCGACAAGCCGUGGUAUGAGUUGCCACACGCGCCGCGCCGAGCCCUGCACGUGGCAGUGUGGGAGGUGGGUCACGCGGGGCCGCCCCUCGGCACGGGGCUGGUGCCCGCCAUGCGUAGCAGGAGGAUACCCCGCCUCAGGCCCGGCGCCCUCAUGAGGCUGACGCCGUCGACGGUGGGCACGGCUGUGGCAAGGUUUCGUGUGCGUCGAAGAGGCAAACGGCUGCACGUGAUCGCCGUGGCGUGCGGGGCUAAGCUUAGACUGAAGGUGAUGGCGCCCCACGGAGAGCGGCUGGCCAGCGCCACGGGGAACCUGGGCGCCUUGCACUUAGCGGUGAAGAAACGUCAGACUCUGCCCAAGGUGCUCGUGAUGCGUCUCAUCACCUGGCCCACGGGGGCGGCGAGCGAGGUAAUCCUGACCGCCUCUUACUCCGCCCGCGCUCUUUCGCUCCCACGUCUUCCGCGCAACGCCCGCGUCAGGCUGAGGGGCAUCACCUGCACUUCCGCUACCCUGAGAUGGUCGGCGGCGCGAGGCUCCCACGCCUACUGCCUGCUGGUGAAGGAGGACAGGAGCGGCAAGACGUGGCGCACACGGCCGCCGCGACAGUGUGGCUGGGAGGCGGCGCUCAAAGAGACGAACUUCGCCGCCAAGUGGUGCAGCGAGCCUACCACGGCGGGCCGCCAAGAGAGGACGCUGCACGCCCUGGCGCCCGGCACCACUUACAUCGCCACCGUGCUGUCCCGCCACCCAACCACAGGCCGCGCCCUCUCCUUCACGCCUGCCCGCUUCACUACACUUUCCCCUUGCCCCUCCGCCGCCAACACCACCACAAGCCCCGCCGCCUCCACCACUCCAUGAGCCCACACCCUCACAACACCUCCCUUGACACCUCCGUCAUCGACUCGCCAUCAUUACGCCGUCCACGCGAGUGACAUCGCCACACGCAACCGCCACCAAACUCAACCGACCAUCAUCGUCUCUUCACACCGUCACGUCGCCCGCCAGAUUCUCCCCUCGCCUCUCAUCAUCACCAGGAAGCAGACACUUAAUAAAAGUAUAUUUUCUCUUUAA